Molecule: messenger RNA, 1548 nt
Organism: Yamadazyma jaroonii
Lineage: Eukaryota; Fungi; Ascomycota; Pichiomycetes; Serinales; Debaryomycetaceae
Source: the annotation of a GenBank genome assembly
AUGAAACUGGUUUCAUCUGACGAAAAGAAUAACAUUGAAGUUGAUGUAGAAAGAUUGGGACUGGCUGAAGAUUCAGUUAGUUUGCAACAAGAUGCUGCUCAUGCAGAUGAUGCGUUCAAAUAUGCUAAGUUAACAAAGGGAUUAGAAUUGACCCCAGAACUUGAUAGAAAACUUAGACGCAAAGCUGAUAUUUAUGUAUUACCAUUGAUUUGUGUGGCUUAUGCUAUGCAGUUCUUGGAUAGAAGUACUACCAGUUAUGGUGCUAUUAUGGGUUUAAGAGAAGAUUUGAAAAUGGUAGGCGAUCAAUAUAAUUGGUUAAUGACAACUGUUUAUAUUACCUAUUUAUUUUGGUCUUUCCCCGGAUCUUGGACUUUACAAAAAUUCCCUUUAAGUAAAACUGUUGCUGCUUAUGUAGGACUUUGGGGGUUAACUACUGCUUUGCAAGCUGCUUGUUAUUCAUAUAAAUCUUUGGUAGUAGCUAGAGCUUUCCUUGGUAUAUUUGAAUCACCAUUAUUACCAGGUUUGGCAUUAUUAUCAAGUAAUUUUUAUCAUAAAUCCGAAGUUUUCUCUCGUACUUGUUAUUAUUUUGCUUUCACUGGUUUAGCUAAUAUUCUUGGUUCAGCCAUUUCUUAUGGAAUCAAUCUUCACAAAGAUAAUUUUGCCAUUGCUGCUUGGAGAGCUUUAUUUGCUAUUUUAGGUUCUGCCACUGUCUUAUUAGCUAUUCUUAUGGUGAUUUUUAUUCCCGAUCUUCCAACUAAGGCCUGGUGGUUGACUGAAGAAGAAAAAUUAUUAACUGUUGAAAGAAUUCGUGCUAACGAACAAGGAUUUGGUAAUUCUGAGUUCAAGUGGUACCAAGUUAAGGAAGCUUUAUUGGAUUACAAAGUCUGGAUUUAUCCAUUAUUGGCUGUUGCUAUUGAAAUUCCAAAUUCUGGUAUUUCAAGUUUUGCUUCCAUUUUAUUAAAAGAAACUUUUGAAUUCGAUACUAACAAAGCUCUUUUGAUGAAAGCUCCAAUGGGUGGUGUUCAGUUGGGUGGUUUAACUCUUUUGGGUCUUGCUAGUCAAUACAAAUUAAUUAAACACCCAUUGAUUGUUGCUAUGGCUGGGGUUGUCUUUGCUACCAUUGGUGGAUUCAUGUUAGCCUUCUGUGAAGAAAAACAUGCUAGAUUAGCAGGAUUUUAUUUAGUUGGAUUUUCACCAAGUGCUAUGAUUACUGCCUUAUCAUGCUUAGCUACUAAUGUCGCCGGUAGGACUAAGAAAGUUGUUGCUAAUGCUAUUUAUUUAGUUGGAUUUUGUGCAUCUUCAGCUGUUGGUCCUCAAGUUUUCCUUCCAAGUGAAGCUCCAAAAUAUAGAACGGCUAUUAUUAAUAUUUGUGUAUUCUAUUGUUUUGGUUUAGGUUUACUUAUCAUUCUUGCCUUUGCUAACUGGAAUAACAACAGAUCGAGAGACAAAGAAAGAGAUGCUUUAGGUGAUAAAUAUGUUAAAGUUGAAAACUCAGAAUUUUUAGAUUUAACUGAUAAAGAAAAUAGAGAUUUUAGAUACGUUUGGUAA